AUGGACGUUGUCCUCGAGGUGGCAGACACCUUCAUCUUCGACCCCCUCUAUGCCAAACUUCUACCUGCCUAUCCAGCUGCCGUAAUCGCCAAUGCAACUCUCUCCAGCAUUCGUGAGGAGCCUACUGCCUACGCCCGCCCGCACGCGACUUGGCAGUAUGAGCCCGCCACCCAGUUCUUCUCCACGACGCCAUCCAAGUAUGCCUACAUGAGUCAAUGGGCCCGCGACGACUGGCGGCGGCAGGCGCUGUCCUUGUACCUAAUUACAUGGCUCUUCGGUGUCCUAGUCUACUACAUCUUCGCAAGCGCCUCCUACUUCUUCAUCUUCGACAAGAGCACCUUCAACCACCCGCGAUACCUUAAGAACCAGAUUAAGCUUGAGAUGAAACAGGCCAACAUUGCCUUUCCCAUCAUGGCAAUCUUCACCGUGCCCUUUUUCCUUGCAGAGGUCCGUGGGUACUCGAAGCUAUACGAUACGGUCGACCAGGGUCCGGGAUUGUGGUACAACUACUUGCAAUUUCCAUUUUUCCUCUUCUUCACCGACUCGCUUAUCUACUGGAUUCACCGCUAUCUCCACCACCCUCUCAUUUACAAGCACAUCCACAAGCCACACCACAAGUGGAUCAUGCCAACUCCCUAUGCCUCGCACGCUUUCCACCCAUUGGACGGCUAUGCCCAGGGUCUGCCCUACCACAUCUUCCCAUUCCUGUUCCCGCUGUCCAAGUUUGCCUAUGUCCUCCUAUUUGUUACCGUCAACAUCUGGACUGUCUUGAUUCAUGACGGCGAGUAUGCGCACAACUCGGCCAUUAUCAAUGGAGCUGCCUGUCACACCAUGCACCACCUGUACUUCAACUACAACUACGGACAGUUUACCACUCUCUGGGAUCGUCUGGGUGGAAGCUACAGGAAGCCCAACGACGAGCUCUUCCAGAAAGAACUCAAAAUGUGCCAGAGCGAGUGGAAGAAGCAGGCCGAAGCUGUCGACAAGAUGGUCCUGGAAGUCGAGGGUGGCAGCGACGACCGCACGUAUUCAUCCGACGAGCCCAAAAAAGUUCGCUAG
Molecule: messenger RNA, 1059 nt
Organism: Bipolaris zeicola 26-R-13
Lineage: Eukaryota; Fungi; Ascomycota; Dothideomycetes; Pleosporales; Pleosporaceae
Exons: 2
Coding region: 1-1059 (352 amino acids)
Biological process (GO): lipid biosynthetic process
Molecular function (GO): iron ion binding; oxidoreductase activity
Source: RefSeq, a predicted model, not a curated record